Messenger RNA from Symbiodinium necroappetens, 700 nucleotides. Lineage: Eukaryota; Dinophyceae; Suessiales; Symbiodiniaceae. The record is from the annotation of a GenBank genome assembly.
AUGCUCGCGCACGAGCCCGAGACGCACUUCCAGAUGAUGGCCGGGGUUCUCCGAGACAAGAGCCAGAAGUACAAGAAGGAUUGCCUUUCAACUUUGCAUUGGGCGUAUCCCAGAUGCAACCGCCGCCUUCAACAGAUGGUGAACGCCGUGCGCUUUAUGUCCAAGGCCCAAGGCAACUCGAGGCUUGCGAAGUCCAUGACUGAAGAAGACCGCCAGGCGCAGCAGGCCGCGUACGACGCAGCGAUCGCUGACUUGAGCGGAGUCCUCGGCGAGGAUGGCCUCGUCGCCUUGCGGCUCAAGGACAAAAUCCAGGCGUCUCCAUCGUUGAAGAAGGAUCCCGAAGGGACCGUGAAGAAGAUGAUGAGCCUGCUCACCCGGCUGACCAUGGGCUCAGAGGAGGAGAAGGCGGCGGCCAAAGCGGAGGUGGAGAGCAUGCCCUCCUCGUCUCCAGCCUUGAGCCCGGAAGAAGAGGCGGAGGCCGAGGAGAAGGGGAGGCAGCUCCUCGCCGAGGUUCGAGACGUGGAUUCGGACACGGCCCUGGACGAUGCGGAGCUCGUCACCGAGAGCGACGACGAGGAGGGCGCGAGCCUCGCGGAAACGUCCGCCCUGACCCCCGUGAGCGCCUCGGCCCUGGAGGUUCGCCGCUUGGGUGCCAUGCUCUCUUCGGAGCAGCUGGGCUCUGCAGCAUCAUGGGGCAUAG